AUGGACGCAGCAUCUGCUUAUAACCAGCAUUCGAGCCAGGGCCGCCGAAAGAACCGCUCCUUGACGAACCUCAACCACCUCUCCCUUGCUCCGUUGACCACAAAGCUUCCAAUCAACGACACUGAGAUCAUGUUUACCGAACUGAACAUCCACACCUAUUCUACCUCGUACAUCCAGGGCAAGUCCGCCCCCACAACUCCCUCCCUGCUGAGCCGCUCCCCCAGGCGAGGAACCUCCAGGACCCGGCACCAUUCACGCCAGGGCUCCGCGACGCCCCUGCCGAAGAGCAAGUCCGCCGUCCACAUAGGCCCACAGGGCAAGACGCCCAGGUCCGGCACGACAUCGCCUGGCGGGCAGCGGCGCGGGUCAAGAAAAGAAGACCAUGUGUCUGCCCGCGGCCGGACCGACAGCGACUGGCUCCUCCGCGCCGGGGUGCUUAUAAGCAGCGAGACGCGGGAGUCCAAGGGCCAGUCAUGGCUGGUGUCCCGCGCGAGCUCGACCAGCCUGACGGGCAUGCAGGGCGACCGAGAGGACGACGAGGACGACCAUGACCCGGACAUGUUCGAGAGGGAGAGGAUAGCCCGCGAGAACGCCAUCGCGAGCAAGCAUGCCAGCCGGAGGGGGAGCCUGGGCUUGUUUGAGGGCGACGAGUCGCCGCUGGUCAGUCGUACCGGGAGCUUCCACGCAAGCCGGACAGGUAGCCGUAGCCAGCUGAUCACACCCGGCGAGAGGGCCAGCAUUGAGGGCUACUUUGCCUCCCACGCCCCGCACGGAGACUACGCACCCGGUCCGGACUUCGUCAACCUCGACGAGAAGCUCGAGGCGAUUGGCUUCGACGGCGAGAUGGAUCAGGAUGACGAAGCCGACGUGAGGAGGCUGGUCAAGAAUGGCCAGUCCCGGCCGGGCACCUGGUUUGGGAACAUCUUUGGGUGGACCCUGGCCUCCGUAGAAGAAAACGACGAGGACGACGAUCCCGACGGAGAGGGCUCAGAUGGCGAGGCAGAUGUGUCUACACCCGAGACACCUUACGAGAGGCAAUUCGAAGGGGCUACCAUCUUGUCCGAACAACGGAUGCCCGCCCCUAAGGCUGAGGAAGGCGGCUGGCAAGACGCUGCCUGGCUGCUGAGUGUUGCGUCCAAAGUGGCUUGGUCCUGA
Messenger RNA from Diaporthe citri, 1155 nucleotides. RefSeq lists its product as uncharacterized. The coding region runs from base 1 to 1155 and encodes 384 amino acids. Lineage: Eukaryota; Fungi; Ascomycota; Sordariomycetes; Diaporthales; Diaporthaceae. The record is from RefSeq and is a predicted model, not a curated record. The transcript has a single exon.